Xiphophorus hellerii (green swordtail) is the source of this 4312-nucleotide messenger RNA. It is a transcript of the gene hoxd3a, whose product is annotated as homeobox D3a. Gene Ontology annotation, cellular component: nucleus. NCBI's taxonomy places the organism in Eukaryota, Metazoa, Chordata, Actinopteri, Cyprinodontiformes, Poeciliidae. The transcript is spliced from 4 exons. The record is from RefSeq and is a predicted model, not a curated record. Gene Ontology annotation, molecular function: RNA polymerase II cis-regulatory region sequence-specific DNA binding; DNA-binding transcription factor activity, RNA polymerase II-specific. The coding region runs from base 2087 to 3340 and encodes 417 amino acids. Gene Ontology annotation, biological process: embryonic skeletal system morphogenesis; regulation of transcription by RNA polymerase II; anterior/posterior pattern specification.
AUUUCAGCAUUUUUCAUGUUGCCUCAGCCUGGCAAAUGACGAUAUCAAAUGUCUGUGAUAUUUGAUGAAUUGCACCUCCUUUCUCUGAUGUGUGCGCUCCUGCAUAGGCGCAGUUGUUUAGACUGUGGUCUAUGGUCGCUACAAGCGCAUUUAUUCCCUGUUUUAAAUAAUAUUAAAUGUCUUUCCAGUUCCAGAGAUGACUGGCUUGCUGUCUCUGCAUGGACAUUUGACUAAAUGUCGGGGAGUAAUCGCAGAAGCCUAAAAAUCAUUUCUGUAGAGAAGAUGGAGUUUUAGCUAAUUUAUUUCUCAUUUCAAGUCAGAGUUUUGUUAUAUCUUAAGCAAACGCGCAAAACGUGGACUGGAUAUUUUUCAUACGAGAGCUUUUAAAAUGAAGCCAGGCUGUGAUUUUUAAGGUAAUUCUGAGGUAUAGUUUACUACAGCAGAAGAUGAAUAACUACUCGUGUACCUUUUGUGUUUUCGGCCUUUUUUCCCCCCCGUAUUAUUUUUAUUCUUAGAGUGGCAUGAUUUGCUUUCGGUUCCUCAGAAGUGCUGGAAGUUUGGACAGCCUGACAGCUCUGCCUCCUUGUAAAUCACUCCCAGUAAUUCCUGAAAGGGUGCGAGCGAGCCUGUCUGGGGGGCCGGCCGAAAACUGUAAAUCUUUCACUUUUAUUACCCCUCCGAACAUAUGCCGGCGACGCUGUACCAGCCCUGCAACCCCUUUUUUUCUUCCCUUGUUCUGCAGCGACGACAACCCGCCGCUAAACCAAGCAGCCAGCCUGCGGCUUUGAAAUCCUCCUCUGCUAAUCCAGUUUGGUUUUUCCAAUGCAUUUGAUGGUUUUUUACUUGGCAUCGAGCAUUCCCUUUAUUUGGUGAUUAAUGCAGAAGACAACACAGGAGAAGGCAAGCAUGCUCUUGUGACUCUUUGUGCUGCAACCACGGUGCUAAGGCAGACGAACACAUAUAUGCACACACACACACACCACAGACACACGCACCCCCUCACACACACGCAAAUAACAAACGCGGGAUGAUAAUUUGCUUUAUUUGAAUACAAUCCACGACCAGCUGCAAGAGAAGCUCACAUGUCAUUUAUUUCAUAAAUCAUUAAAAACUCGCACAUGUCAAACCAGUGUUCUCCAGAAACGCCACUCUCCAUUAUUUGGUGAGGCAUAAAAUGCGUCCUUCCUUCGUUUUAUUACUAAAUCCCUCCAAAUAUGUAGAGGUCCUGGAUUUCUUUCAAAACAUUAGCACCAUUGCAACGUGAAAUUGACUUGACAUUGUACACGAAUGCAUUGCAAAAAUGCUGAAACAACAACAACAACAACAACAAAAAAACAAUACUGAUGGACUAAAAUGGACACAGGACGACAGAAACCAUUCCGAAGUUGUAAAACUGUGUUGCAGUCCUUUAUAUUCAAAGAAGAAGUAGGGCCAUUUUACCAAUCACACACCUCAGACGAGCACAUAAACGCCACCCUUUAUCAAAAUGGACCGGUGAGGUAAGGGCUCCCCGUUUGAAGACGAGAACAAAUCACGUGAACAUAUAUGCUUGUAUCUAAAAGGCAGUGCCAUUUUAUUUGUCAUCAUAAAAGCUUCAGAAACAAGCCCCCCAAAAUAUCCCCAAUCUACACAGGCCUAUCCUCGAUAUCUCACUGGUUGAUUGAUUGCCAGUGGAUUUUUUUUUCUCCUUUCCCCCUCUUCCUUGGAAUAAGGAUACCUUGUUCGCUUUUUUUAUUGGUAGCUGAACGCGAGUCCUUCCAUUCUUUCGGGAAUACUGUCUCCAACCGGUGUAUGGAAAUGUCUGAAAAACAGCAAGAUCAGGUUUAGGACAGCAUCGUCUGCAGACAGGGAGGAAAAAAAAAAGAGGAGUGAAGGAUUUAUUCUAGAAGCUGCACGGAGAGGAAGUCAGAGCUGAGAGGCAGCCGCUUUAUGAUGAAUUGAUUCGCAGGUCGCGAUGGAGGCGGUGAUGAAUGUGUGAGCGACAUAAAAGAGAUCCGCGCAGAUUUCGCUCACAGACUGGAGCAACUGUGGGAAACACCAAUCACGUGAAUAAUCAACACCCAUUUUGUGGCUUUGAAUCCACAAAAUGCAGAAGGCAACCUACUAUGACAACUCUGGACUGUUUGGAGGUUACACCUACCCCAAACCAGACUCCUACAGCUAUGGCCCUGCUCACCAGUCCUACCCGGCUCCUAACAUUGACACUGAUUACCAAGGCUCUGUGUGUCCUAUUCAAACCUCUGCUGUCAGGCCACCUCCAGCCCUUAAAGACAGUGACCUGAACGGGGACUGCAUGCGGCAAAGCAGCAGUCAGAGCAACAACAACAACAACAACAGCAGCAGCAGCAGCAGCAGUGGCAGCAGCCAAGCGAACAGUAUUUCUGAGCAGCAGGUACCCCCACUGUCUGCAGCCUCCCCGAGCUCCAACAGCUCCACAUCCCAGAAGAAGAAGUCUCCAAACAACAGCGCGUCGGGCCCAGCCACCCCGGCCCUCACCAAGCAGAUCUUCCCCUGGAUGAAGGAGACUAGGCAGAACUCAAAGCAGAAGAGCAACAACAACUGCGCUGCUGCAGGUAGAGAUCCUGAUGGUGGGGAGGUGAGUGAUGAGAAAAGCCCGCCCGGACCAGCCUCCAAGCGGGUCAGAACUGCUUACACCAGCGCGCAGCUUGUGGAGCUGGAAAAGGAGUUUCACUUUAACCGCUACCUUUGUCGUCCACGGAGGGUGGAGAUGGCCAAUCUGUUGAAUCUCACCGAGCGUCAGAUAAAGAUUUGGUUUCAGAACAGGAGGAUGAAAUAUAAAAAGGACCAGAAGUCAAAGGGGCUGGCGCACUCCCCCAUGGGACACUCCCCGGACAGAAGCCCGCCGCUGAGCGGGCCCAAUCACACCGGAUACGCGGGCCAGCUCCAAAACGUGAACAGCCUGAGCUACGACGCGCCCUCGCCGCCGCCCUUCGCCAAGCCCCAACAGAACAUGUACGGCCUGGCCGCGUACACGGCGCCGCUGGGCGGCUGUAUCCCUCAGCAGAAGCGCUACCCGGGCUCCGAAUACGAACACCACAGCAUGCAGAGCAACGGAGGCUUCGCCAACGCCAAUUUGCAAGGCAGCCCCGUGUACGUGGGUGGGAACUUUGUUGAUUCCAUGCCAGCCUCGGGCCCCAUGUUCAACCUCGGCCAUCUCCCCCACCCAUCAUCCACCAGCGUGGACUACAGCUGUGCCGCUCAAAUCCCAGGAAACCACCACCACGGACCGUGUGACCCCCACCCCACGUACACAGACCUCACCUCUCACCAAGUUUCUCAGGGAAGGAUUCAGGAAGCGCCUAAGCUGACGCAUUUGUAAUAUUAUGACGUUUCUUGUGCGUGCGUGUGUAAGUGUGCGUGUGCGUGCGUGCGUGCCAAAUUACGUUGCGCUCUUUUUUAUUACCUCACUAGACUAUUAACUAUGCUCCGAGUGAGCCGUGUGUACUAUGACAGUAUUAUUGAUAUUAUUAUUAAUGCUAUUGUGUAAUUAUUUUCUAAAUAAUACAGCUUUGUCCAUUUCUCUUAAAAUUUGGAGAAGCUCUAGCCUGAUUGUUAAUAGUUAUUUUGUUGUUUUCUUUCCCUUUUUGUUUAUUCUCAAGUGCAAUGCGCAAUGUUUGACUGAAUAUUUCAUGCCGUUACUUGAAGGUAAGUCUUGUAGAUCACAAAAAAGUAGAAGCUCAUCCUUAGAUGGAAAGAUUUUUAGGGGGAAAAAAAGAAGAAAAAAAUUGUCUGCUUGUUAAAGGGUCUCAUUUUUCCUCACCCUAUUUAUUUAUUGCGUCAUUAAUUUUGCAUAAUCCCCGGCACUAUAGCAUACAGCCUAUUUAAUUAUUUAAUUGCUUUUGUAUUGCACAUUAUUUAUCGUUUAUUAUGCGAGUAUUUAUAAGUGUGGAUUUCCGUUGCCAGAUCGGACAGAGCGGUGCACUUGUUGGGCAAAACAGGGUUUGUGUAUUUUUUUUGCAGAAAUGCUACCAAGUAUUGAUGGCGGAAGGAGCAUUUCUAAUUGUAUAAAUCUGAGACAAAUGGGGGCAUUUCAUAGCGAGUAAACAUGUCCACGGUUAAUCUCGUGUCAAAACCUUAAGCGAAACGUAGACUAUCGAAAAAUCAAAUAUUACGCACACCAGCAUGUCAUUUUGUGUAGUCCUUUGCGUUUCAUUUUUUGUUGUUAGAAUUAUUUGUCUUCCAUUGUUAUUCCGUUCAGUUGGACACCCAUAAAUUUAUGAAACCCCGAUGAUAUUGAAAUGUUCUAUUUUAUUGUGUUUAACAUUUUGUAAAUAAAGUGCUUAAACUUGUA